Rotaria socialis is the source of this 1059-nucleotide messenger RNA. NCBI's taxonomy places the organism in Eukaryota, Metazoa, Rotifera, Eurotatoria, Philodinida, Philodinidae. The record is from the annotation of a GenBank genome assembly.
AUGAUGUCUCAUCAAUCAGGAAUUGCUGCAAGUAAAUCAUUGCGUGAGAAAUUUGCUGAAAUGAAAGAUGGGCAUCUUCGUGUGGUCGUUGUCGGGAUUGCAAAUGAACAAAUUGUUUGGAAAGAUGAGCACAAUGCAGAAAAAACAUUUGAUCAGGAUUUCGAUAAAAUGCUUCUACCAUUAGUUCAAAAGAAUCAUGCUGCUUAUUAUUUUAUUCGACUUGAUACAAUUAGCGAAACAAAUGGACACAAUUGGCUAUUAAUAACUUAUAUACCAGAUGAAGCUCAAACACGCGAGAGAAUGUUAUAUGCAUCGACACUUAGUACAGUUAAAAAAGAAUUCGGUUUAACAUAUGUUGCUCAAGAAAUUCGAGUGUCAUCAAAAGAUGAAAUGACUCUUCAUUCGUUUUAUCAACAUUUAAAUGCUAAAGCAGCAGCACCACCACGAACAAUGCGUGAAGAAGAGAUGCUAGAAAUUCAUCAACGAGAAGCUCAUGCAGACAUUAGUGUGAAUACACGUCAACCAACUUUGCAAGGAUUAAAAUUUCCAUUCGAUGAAAAUGUUAUUGAAGCAAUACAUUUAUUCAAAAAACAUCAGGUCGAUUAUAUACAAUUGGAUAUAGAUCAUGAAAAAGAAUUAAUACUCCUAUCUCAUUCGGAAGCUCAUGCAACACUAGAACAUAUUGGCAAACAUUUACCAAGUCAUGAAGGAAGAUAUCAUCUGUAUAGAUUUAAACAUUUAUUCAAUCACAAAGCUCAUGAUUCAAUUCUUUUUCUCUAUUCUGUACCGGGACACAGUUCACGAGUUAAAGAACGUAUGAUUUAUGCUAGCUGUAAAGAAAGUGUUAUUGAUAAUAUCGAAAGUAAAUUUGGUCUUACUUUUGAUAAAAAAUUGGAAAUUGGUGAUGCAUCUGAUUUUACGAUGGAAUAUCUCAUGCAAGAACUUCAUCCAGAAGUAGCAGCAAAUGCGGCAGCAUCAUCAUCAUUUGCUAAACCAAAAGCGCCAUCUACACGUGGGCCACGACGAUUAGUAAAAGCAACUGAUAGUUCAGAUGAUUGA